GUCGCCCCGCAGCCCCGGUUCCUGGAGUUCCGCCGACGAGCAGUUCCCGGGGUUGGGUUCCCUUGCAGGUGCCGCAGAUUGCGGGAGCCGUUAUCUCCGGCUGCGUGGUGGGGCUGGGCGAGCAAGGCGAGGGGCAGCCUGACCUGGUGCGGCUCUCGAACUCUCUCCACCGCUACCCUGCAUCCUUCCUAGAGGCGGUUCCGGGAAGGGGGCCCGGCCGCCGCCGCCGCCCGGGCGCUCCGCGGUCCAGCGCCGCACCGACUUCUCGCGAGGUUUCAGCUCCGCCCCGCCGGCCCCCUCCCCUCAGCUCGGCCGCAGCUCCCGCUAUGGCUGCGCUGCGGAGGCUCCUGUGGCCGCCACCCCGGCUGCCGCCGACGCUCGCCCCUCAGCAGCCCUUCCUCUCGCCGUGGGGGCGGCCUGCGGGGACGGCUCCGGGGCUGUCGGGUCGGCCCUUUUCCUGCCGGGAGGAGGACGAGGGGGACGUGGCUGAGGCGGCGUGGCGGCGGCGGCGCUGGAGUGAGCUGAGCAUCGCGGCGGCCGCGGGCGGGGGCUUAGUCGGCCUCGUGUGCUACCAGCUGUACGGGGACCCCAGAGGUAACCCCUCGGAACUAGCGGCCCCAGAGCUUGAGGACCCGCCUUGCGGCCGGGGGCUGCUGCCCAUCCCCGUGGCUGCUGCCAAGGAGAAGGUCGCUACUGGCAGAGCUAUCACUGAAGACUUGGACCUCUAUGCUACAUCUCGAGAGAGACGAUUUCGUUUAUUUGCAUCUAUAGAAUGUGAAGGACAGUUAUUCAUGACUCCAUAUGAUUUUAUUUUGGCUGUUACAACAGAUGAACCCAAAUUUGCUAAAACGUGGAAGUCACUUUCUAAACAGGAAUUAAGUCAGAUGCUCUCAGAAACUCCACCUGUUUGGAAGGGAUCAUCAAAGCUCUUUCGAAAUCUUAAAGAAAGAGGUGUGAUUUCUUAUACAGAAUAUCUUUUUCUUCUAUGUAUUUUAACAAAGCCUCAUGCAGGUUUUAGAAUAGCUUUCAACAUGUUUGACACUGAUGGAAAUGAGAUGGUGGAUAAAAAAGAAUUUUUGGUGCUUCAGGAGAUAUUCAGGAAAAAAAAUGAAAAAAGAGAAACUAAAGGAGAUGAAGAAAAACGUGCAUUGCUGCGUCUUCAACUUUAUGGAUACCAUUCUCCUACUAAUAGUGUACUUAAAACAGAUGCUGAGGAACUUGUCUCCAGAAGCUACUGGGACACCCUGAGACGUAACACAAGCCAAGCGCUCUUUUCAGACCUCGCAGAGCGUGCUGAUGACAUCACAAGCUUAGUAGCAGAUACUACACUUCUGGUACACUUUUUUGGAAAGAAAGGAAAAGCUGAACUCAACUUUGAAGAUUUUUAUAGAUUUAUGGAUAACCUACAAACAGAAGUUCUAGAAAUAGAAUUUCUUUCCUACUCUAAUGGUAUGAACACUAUCAGUGAAGAAGAUUUUGCCCAUAUUCUUCUACGGUAUACUAAUGUGGAAAAUACAUCAGUAUUUUUGGAAAAUGUGCGCUACAGUAUACCUGAAGAAAAGGGCAUCACAUUUGAUGAAUUCAGGUCAUUUUUCCAGUUUCUAAACAACUUAGAAGACUUUGCAAUAGCUCUCAAUAUGUAUAACUUUGCAAGCCGUUCUAUAGGACAAGAUGAAUUUAAACGUGCAGUAUAUGUAGCCACUGGACUGAAACUUUCACCACAUUUGGUGAACACGGUCUUCAAGAUUUUUGACGUUGACAAAGAUGACCAAUUAAGUUAUAAGGAAUUUAUUGGGAUUAUGAAAGACAGACUCCAUAGAGGAUUCCGGGGAUAUAAAACAGUCCAGAAGUAUCCGACCUUCAAAUCUUGCCUGAAAAAGGAACUUCACAGCAGAUAAAUUCUCCUAAAACAGUGAUUGAAGGAUCGUGAUCCGUGUGACAAGGCAAGAAGCAAGUUUCUGAGAGUGGAUCCAAGUGUGAGGUCAGCACAUGCAGAAAAUGAAGAGAAAGGUGAAAUUUACAUUUCUUUUUCCUUGAACUGAGUUUGUCAGUAUAAGUCGGAGGAAAACUGCAUCUUGUAAUUACAAACCUUAGCCUACCAAGAGAAAACUUACUGUGGACGCUAAAUACAAUCAGCAGAGCUUUCGUCUUGAUUGUCGGUCGGAACUUUUUCAUUCCCUUCACAAGUACAUGGGUAGUCCCAAUGACUAUCUGAGAAUUAUUUAGAUUGUUUAUUUAUUUAUUAGAAAUGUUCUUUAUUUCAAAAUAAUUUAUGAAUGAUAGAAUAUAGAUGACCUAAAGAUGGAAACACAUUUUCUGGUUUUGACUGUGAACUUAUUUUCAGACAAUGAAUACUCCUUCCAUUUGUCUUAGGGCCUUAGAAUUGUUAGUAAGUCCCUGUUAUUUAACUUGUAUUUAAUUAAUUAUACUGUAGUAAUUUCAAAAAACAAGUGAAAAUUUACUAAGUAAUAUGAUGGUUUACAUUGUACUUUCAACUUUUAAAAGUACUUAUGUAAUAUACAUUGUUGGAUUUGUGUACAUUUUUGUUUGUUUUUGCUGUUCUUUGUGUGUGUGUUAGACUUUUUUUUUUUUUUUUUGGUACCAAAGCCAAGAGUAUUUCAGGUAUUUUGUUUAAAAAAAAAAUUAGUUGUUUUUUUUUUGUUUUGUUUUGUUUUUGUUUUUGUUUUAGCAGCAAACACAGCAAUCUUGUGCUAAUGUUAAAAGCAAGGGCAGUGGCAGUAGUGAUCACCAACAUGUGGAACCGUGGUGCUACUCCUACUUGCAAGUGGAUUGUAUGGAAAUAAUAUUAGUAACAUAUUAGAUAUUGAUAAUAAUAUGUCUAUUGCAUCAAAACUAAUAUAAAUGGCUUAGACAUUUGAUGUAUAUUCAAUAGGUAGAAGAUAAUGUUUUGUUUCUUGCAAAAGGACCACAUGGAGAAUCUACCCAAACAGCCAGUAGUGAUGAAUCAUUUACAUAUAAUCCCUUAUAUCGAAACAAUAUGUCUUAAAAGUGGAAAAUAAAACUUUCUAUUGGAAGAAAACAAAAUGACUUGAGAGACUAGCCAGAAGGGUCACAGCUCAAGGCCUGCCUGGGCUAUAAAGUAAGCUCAAGACACCUCAGCAAUGUAGAACCCUGCCAAAAAUAAAACUGCUGGGGAAAUAGUUAGCUUAACAGCAGAGUGCUUGCCUAUCAAGUGUGAGGCUGUAGGUUUAAUUCUCAACACUGAAAGAAAAAAAAAAGAAAGAAAAUGAGAAAAGAAGGAAAGAAAGAGAAAGAAAGAAAGAAUCCUAGAUUUUUACAUUGAAAGAGAAUUUUAGAAUACUUAAUAGAAUUUUGGCUAUCUGGUAAAAUUGAUUUCUACAAGGGUACAAUAUAAUAAUACAGUGAGUUUUAAUUAAUAUAUUUAUAUAUUGCAUGUUAAAAGAUUAAUAUAUUCACUUAUCUUCUUUUGUAAGACAUAUUUAAUAUUGCAUACACUCCAUCCAUUAUUUUGCUUUUGCAUAUGAAAAUAGGAAACACUGUCUUUGUUUUUGUAAGUUAUUGAAUGCGAAUUUGAUAUGCAUCAGCUUAUUUAUAAAAGGAAUGUUAUUUUGGUGUUAUUUGUAUUGAUUAUGUCUUUUUUAGACUUCUCCAUAUCUUUCUGUGAUAUUAUUUAUUGCACCAAUAGAGAAAUAUAAAUCUGCAAAUGUAAUAGAGUCUUACUACUACAUAUAUAAUUUCACUUGCUUUGAAACUUUAGUCAUUUGAUGACUAAAUAGAGAUGCCUACUUACUCAUUUAUCAUGUCUCAGACCUAGAUUGGUUGCAGUAAUAUGUGGUAUAUAAAAUAAUUGAAAAAUACAAAUUAAUCUUUGGCUGUAAGUUAUACUAUCAUACAUACAUAUGGAUUAAAAAUUAAAUAACCUAUUUAAAGAUCUUUUAUAAGCUUGUCAUCAACCUAGGACAUAACACCAUAAUAUAUGCAGUCACUAUUCUUUAUUGUUUUAUUUUAAAUGGGCUUGUUUAUUAGGUGGCAAGAUAAUAUAAAAAUGAAGAUGAAUAAAAUAUUCUGAUCAAUUAAUAUGGUAUGAGAAUAGUAUCACUCAAACUUUUUGUCUAUAAGAUGGAGGUAGAAAUACCUCACUGGGGUGUAGCUUAAAUCAAUUCAAAUACUUUUGAAUGUUUUGCAAAUAAUGUAUUAAAUACGCAUAUGUUAGCUUCAGAUUUUCCUUCUGCAAAUUACAAUUUUCUUAAACAUUAAACUCUACAUAAAAUUUUAGUAUUGUACUUCUUGAAGAAGGCCUACAUGAUAAAUGGUAGUUGGUACUUCUCAGAAUAGUUUAUAAUAAUUGUUUUAGCUUAAUUUGUUACUAUAAAUCUUAAUUGUAAAGCUACAUGUCUUACAUUGUUAUAUUAUCUUAAAAUAAAUGUACCUCCUUUGAACCAAGAAACACUGCAGUUUGUUAGUAUGCAUAUCAGUGAACUAAUUUUCUUUCUGAAUAUAUCACUUUCUAACUUGGGAAAUCUUUAUGGGUUACCAUUAAUUUUAAAUCCACUUCCAUAGCAAUACACAGCAUCAAAUUUUAACUUAUGAAUACCUCUGUAGACAAGUAAAUUGCAGAAUCAUGGAGCCUCCCCAGAGCCUUUCAGAGAACUCCUUGUUUUAAAGAACUAUGGCUGUUAUCUAGAAAAUUUGCAUGUGACUUAAUAGAGUGUCUAUUUUGUCUCACUGAACUAAUCACUUAAAUGGCUUAAAAUGAAGCCAGAACUACAGUAGCCCAUGUUCCGAGUGUUGUUACUUUAUAGAUGUCAUCUUGCUAAAAGAACACCCAGAAGUUAUAUUUUAAAAGUGUAUUAGUUAUCUUUCUGCUCUAUUUAGGUUUGGUUUUAGUUUCAUUAGAUGGUCUCUACUUUGUAGCCAAGGAUGGACUCAUUCCUUA
Molecule: messenger RNA, 4918 nt
Organism: Meriones unguiculatus (Mongolian gerbil)
Lineage: Eukaryota; Metazoa; Chordata; Mammalia; Rodentia; Muridae
Gene: Micu3
Product: mitochondrial calcium uptake family member 3
Exons: 15
Coding region: 327-1898 (523 amino acids)
Biological process (GO): mitochondrial calcium ion homeostasis; calcium import into the mitochondrion
Cellular component (GO): uniplex complex
Molecular function (GO): calcium ion binding
Source: RefSeq, a predicted model, not a curated record